AGAGGGUCAACGACGGCGGAAUUUUGUUUUUUAUGCUUCACUCAUUCGACUUACAGUGUUUGCAAUGUGUACCUGUUGUAAGUGUGGAUCGACGUCGUCAAUUAUUGAAAAUGAGUCUUGACCAGUAACGAGACUGCACGGAAUUGUGGAAAUCUUUGUACGCGGAGAGAUUAGAUUACUUUUCAUUUGAGUUCCGGCGGUUGAAAGAGAAACUCUCCGAAUUCGAGGUGCAAAGCUUUGACUCAAAGCCACGUGGUUCCGAGAUCCGUGCAAGCCUUCCGUUCAAGACGAGGCGGGUGGCUUUGUAACGCCGAGUGAUAUCGGACUUAUUUCAUUCUUACUAUUUUAUUUUUGCUAUUUACGAAUCGCGCUGUUUGCUUUAGAUUAAGGCUAAGAAGAUCCCGAGUGCUUCUUCAAGAAAUACUCAGACCAAAUGUCGGUUUCGGUACGUGAAAUCCGGCUCGCACUUCCACGUCUGGGUUUGAAUGGAAUUCGGAAUCGCUGUGGGAAAAUUGGAAGGUUAACAAAUUGAAAAACAUUCCACAACGUAUUUGCACGAACAACUUGAUGAUUAGAUUAAUUGAAUCCCACGAAUUCCCAGCAGGGGAUGAGCAGAAAGUAAUUUUCAAAAAGUAAACAAAAACCACCAACACACACAUGCGGUGGUAAUAAAAUACCUUUCAUUCACCACAUUCGGAAUUUCCCACAGUCGUGAGUUUGCUUGUUUUUUCAAAAAAUUCAAAACACCCACAUGAUUCACGACAAAUUCGCGUCCAUGGUUGGUUGGAAUCCGCACUCCAUUUUUCAUAUUUUCCACAUCUGUUACUACUAUCAUGUUCCAUUGUUUUCCUUCCUCGUCCAUUCGUGGCAAAUGUGAUUUCCGAGAACGCAACGGCGAGUGGAAUACUCCGCGAUCUUGAUCCAGGGUCUUAAGUACCACCUCGAGUCAUGAAAUUUAAUCAGGGUUUAAAGGCCGGUGUAUAAAGCUCUGUACGGAGGAGUGAUUCCAUUUUAUUAAAGUGUGUGUGUACCGGUGAAGGUAUCGAAUGUUAUCGAUGCAUUUUUAGAAAUAAUCAGUUUUCCGUUAAACGAAACGUGCACAAACAAACUGCAGUGCGUGCUUCGGAUUCUGUAAUCUUGUGGAAUGAGUUGAAAAUCGCUCAGCCCUCGCAGAAACUAGAGUGACUAACGUGGUUAUUAAAGAGACAGCAACUAAAGCUCGUAGAAAAAGCUAAAAAGUCACAAGAGUGUCAUCUCAAAAAUGGAUUUCACCUUCGUUCUCUUCAUCAUUCUGCUCAGACAUCAAGCCGACGCUGUCAAGCUUCUCCAUAUCCACGUACCACCUUAUACUAUCAAGGGGGAAAAUGCGAUUCUUCAUUGCAGAUACGACUUGGGCCUAGACAAACUCUACUCAGUGACGUGGUACAAGGACCACGAAGAGUUCUACAGAUACGUGCCCCGGUCCAAUCCAACCCAGCACAGUUAUCUCGUCGACGGGGUUAAAGUUGACGCGCACAUGUCGGACAGCCAGCAGGUCUUCUUGAGGCACGUAAGCUUACGCACGAGUGGACUCUACAGAUGUGAAGUGAGCGCAGAGGCGCCGAGCUUCACUUCCGUUCAUGGCGACGGCCACAUGGAAGUUAUUUCGCUCCCUCAAGAGGAUCCGCAGAUCACGGGGGAGGAAAAAGUCUAUGCCAGUGGGGAUAUCCUGGCGCUAAAUUGUACGAGUAGCAAAUCCUUUCCACCAGCACGGCUCAAGUGGUUUAUCAACGGCGUUCCGGCACGCUCGGACUACGAGGCGCUGAUACAACAGCACGGUUUGGUUUCGUCCGUGUCGGGUCUUCGUCUGGAAGUUGGACCGCAUCACCUCACGGAGGGAAAAAUAAACGUGAGGUGUGAGGCAACAGUGCAAUCAAGUCGUCCAAUCAAGGAGCCGCUGAUUGAUUAUCGAAAGGCGCAAGUAUUCGUUCAGGGCAGCGCGUAUCUCCCGAGGCCAUGCUUGAUGUUGCUGGUUGGAUUUUUGACGGUCACUCGGCUACUUGCGCUUUCGUAAAUUCGGAAUGCGAGUACGGUGAGGAAGAACAUGAAGAAGAAAAAAUUCGUGACUAAAGACAAUCAGAGCAGCUGCGAAAAAUCGAAGUGGAUAAUCAUAGAGCUGCGGUCAGGUUAAUACAUCAAUAAUUAUAUGUAUAUGUAUAUAUAUAUAUAUAUAAAACAUAUAUAUACGAAGUGUACAGAAAGUACGUGUGCAAUGUGGAUAGUUGAAUCGUCAUAUCAGUUUUGUAAUUAAUUAUAGUUAACGGUAUUCCUGUUCGAUCUAAACGAAGAGUAAACGUCGUGCUUUUCCUGAAUUAUACGGGGCUUGACUUGGAAAAUUUCUACCAUGAAUUUGGUAAGAUAAUUCAUCCGAAUUUGUUCAAAUACUUCCGUAAAACGUGUUUUGUAUUGUUGUAGGUUAUAAUCUUAUAACCGGACUGAACAUGAUAAAGCUUUUUGACAAAACAAAGCUGUGAAAUACAGAUAAGGAAAUAAGUGGACGAAUUGUGAUGAUUUUUUAUGUCUUGAAAUUUUUGUCACAACAAUGCUUGAAAAAAACGACAGACACUGUAAAAAAAUAAAUUGUACUAAUAAUA
Messenger RNA from Neodiprion virginianus, 2633 nucleotides. RefSeq lists its product as uncharacterized. Bases 1262 to 2053 code for a protein of 263 amino acids. The record is from RefSeq and is a predicted model, not a curated record. NCBI's taxonomy places the organism in Eukaryota, Metazoa, Arthropoda, Insecta, Hymenoptera, Diprionidae. The transcript is spliced from 10 exons.